AUGGCCGAGCCUGGCCUUGCGCCACGGGAGAUACCCAUGCAUAUGGAUCCCGUGGAGACCAAGGAACAGGACAUCCAGGCAGGCCGCCGCCACGACGCGGCAGAUGGCAAAGUCUCAGGCCAACAGCAGGGUAGUGGUGUAACCCCGCAGAGUUCUACCGCAAGGAAAUGCAAGUGCGCCAAGUUUCAACCCAUCGAGGACUUCGACGGAAAAAAGAAGUCUUGUCGAGUCCAGCUGGCAAAGCACAGCGAACGUCGAAGGAUCAAGCUUCUGAAGGAGCGGCUGGCGAAGCAGAAGCAGAAGCAACGAGAGAUCUUGAUGAUUGCAUCCGCCAUGGGUGACGGCGGCGGCGGCGGCGCUGCUGUCGCCGCUGCCGGCGCCCGGAUAGCCGCCACCACCGCCACUACCGCCGCGGCUAAUGUCACUGGCCCACAGCUCCACAACAUGCUGGCAGAUACCACCACCGCGGACACUGUGGAAGAGGUCCAGUCUCGGCAUCAUCAGCUGGCGUCGUGGCAAUCGCGCAGCGCAGUACGACGGAGGUCAGCACGCAGCUCCAGACGAUGCCUGCUAGACGUCACCAUCGAUACCACCACCGAGGUUGACGACGACGACGACGACGACGCCGAGGUUGACGACGACAUGGACGUCGACGUCGACGUCGACGGUGACGAAGGCGGCAAUGAUGUCGACGACAAGGACAUAGGCGGAGGCGGAGGCGGCGAUGGCCGCAGGAAGACGAGCUUCAAGCCGCGGCGCCGUGCAAGCAAGCGUGGGAUUAGUGGGGUCGCCGUCCUUGGCGACUGCGGCGGCGCCAACGCCGGCACCGGCGUGCCGUCUGUAGCUGUACGGCAGGCUGUGUGCACAUCAGCACCGCUCGGAGCGCACUGCAGCGGUAAUAUGCUCACUGAGAUGACGUCAGCAUCCGCGCCGCCGCCGCCGGCUUCUGCUGAUGCACCGGCGGCGGCGGGGCAUGAGUCAUCAGGGGGGCCUCGGCGCCCACGAUUGAGCCCCGGGGCAAGGGUAGUGACGGCGGCAGCGGCGACACCGCCGCCGCUGCAGCCAAUACGGCGCACAAUAACAUCGGAGUUUUGCAUUGACGGGGUGGCGGCGGCGGCGGCGGCGGCAGUAGCGACGCGGCGGCAGCAGCUGCCAUUGCGACGGACGGUUUCCCAGUCUGCUGCUUGUCUCCCCGCGGCACCAGCGACGGACACGCCGCAGCCGUUGAUGAACCAUCUGUCCGUACUCGACAAGGAAAUCAACGGGAUGCUCCGCCAGAUCGCCCAGGAGCCCGAUGUCGUGCAGAUCGUACUGCGAAGUCCUCCUGCAGCGCUGUCACAGCUGUCGUUUCCCCCCAGCCGCCUGCUCCGCGGCGGCAGCGGCUUUAACCCUGGGAUGCCAGCGCUGCGACCACACCCGCCAUUAGCCCCUCGCGAUGGGUUUAGCGGCAACGGUCUUGCUACUGCCCCUCUUGGACAGGCGGCUGUGGCUAUGGGCGGGAAGCCGCCGAGCUUUGCCUGGUACAGUGAAAACAGUAGCGCGCUGCUGACCCCAGAUGUGGGCAGUAACGGCAGCGACAACGGUAAUGGUAAUGGCAAUGGCCAAGGCAUACCGAUUGGGCCGGCGACGGCGCUCCGGAACCUGGGGCCAUUGUUAACGAAACCGCCGACGGCCGUUGGCACAUCAUCCGCGCAAAUGCCGGCGGUCGUUGGUUUCGGAGUCGGCCCUCCUGCCACAGCAGUGCUGCCUCCGCAACAGCUCUUGGUGUCGUACGUUAUUCCGAGCGGUCACUGCUUUCCUGCCGCCGUCACUCAGAGUGGCCAUGGCGGCGGCGGCGGCGGCGGCGGCCCCCUUGGAGAUGCCGCACCGCGGCGGCGGCGGCGGCGGCGCCGAUACCGAAAGUCCGCCACGUUCGCUGCCAGCACUGCCGCCGCCGUGCUGCACGAGAACCCCGGAGCCAGUGGCGGCGACGCCGUCACCACCGGACAGAGCCCCCCUCUGCCGCUGCUGACAAACAACCCGAGUGGCCUCCGCCUCGCCGUUACACCGUUGGAAACGUUGGGUCAGGAACCAAUGCCAGCAGCGGCGGCAGAGGGCCAGCUGCCAGUGCCGUGGAGUUGCCGUACGAGGGAGCCGCUAGGGCUCCGAGCUGAGGAGCUGCUGCUGCUGGAGGGCAAGCACGAGAACGGCGAACUGGGGAGCGGCAUCGUAAUGCAGCUGAAGGAGCCGCAGCCGCGGGCCCCCAGGCGAAACCGAAAGCGGCCGCCGCAAAGUAGCCGCCGUUGCCGCGGCGGACUCCAAGAGGGCGAGCCGAUGACGGUGACGACUCGCGUGCUGGCGGCGGCCGCAAUAUACCCUGCGGGGGUUGUCGUCGUCGUCGUCGGAAUGCCAACGAGGGUCCAUGCCAGUGAAGCGGCGGUUGACACGGCGGCGGUGGCGGUGGAGAUGUGGCAGUGCCGUCGAUCUCCGACAUGGGAUGGCCGUACUGGAGAUCUCGCACGGCAGCGUCAUGGGGCUCGGCUGCCGCUGCUGGUAAACACACAGCAGGGGGCCUGCGUCGGAGGUCCAUGGCCUUGCGGGGCGCCCGCGACAGAAGGGCAGUUGUCUGAAGACUCCCUGGACAGGCCGUGUUACUUCUGUCGUACAAUUGUCGUACAAGUGUUUGGACACACCACGUAUCACGCGCAAGAAGGGCAAAGGGACGUGCAGAGCAGCAACCAGAGCACAUUGGCAAGCACGACUCCCCCAACGGCUGCUUUACUGGUUUUACUUCUACAGGGUGACGAGUCGACCGGGCACGGGAAGGAAGGAGAGGGCCACUUAGGAGGUCGUACGGUGGACAUUGCAGGCAUGCGUGUUGUACGGCAGGAGAAGGCCAUGCACUUGCAUCGACGAGUCUCCAUGCUGCAGUACUGGCGUGGCGGUGGUUUGGUGGUGGCGGUUGUUGUGCGGCGGGUGAUGGUGGUUUCGGUGUCGUCAAGAAUGGCACCCGAUGGUGCCCUGGAUGUGGAUGUGCAUGGGCCGGACAAGAAGCGUCAAAAGCUGGCAAAAUUGACGGGGUUGGGCUUCGCCAGGGACAUGGCCGAAGUCAUCGUGGAAACGCUUGGGAUGGACCCCAUCGGGCAGUCGGCCGAUGCCGCCAUCGCCAAAACAUUGUCUGAAGAAGGCUUGGUGGACUUGGCGUCAGUGAAGACCGUGGCUGGCGAGGUCGAAGUCAACGCACGGCUGGCGGAUGCGGAUUCCGAGGUGGCAAUCAAGUCGCUGAGGGCCCUCGCCCCGAACCUUAAAGCUCUCCAAGCCCUCAAGCUUGCAAAAGCAGCAUGGAACUUCCUGAGCAGUAUUUGCUUGCGGAUGAUUCUCAACAACUGCAUGAAUGCAUACAUAUGA
Molecule: messenger RNA, 3387 nt
Organism: Volvox carteri f. nagariensis
Lineage: Eukaryota; Viridiplantae; Chlorophyta; Chlorophyceae; Chlamydomonadales; Volvocaceae
Exons: 16
Coding region: 1-3387 (1128 amino acids)
Cellular component (GO): nucleus
Molecular function (GO): DNA binding
Source: RefSeq, a predicted model, not a curated record